GGGCUCCAUCACGAGGUCGCCGACCUGCCUCUCCAAAGCCGUCAUUCUUACGGUCUCGGACCCGCAAGAGGCACACGACUCAUUCCCUCCCACCUCUAGCCUCCUCUCUCCUAUCUCUUGCAUUCGACUCGUUUCAACUCGCAGCUGCAGCAGGAGGCGAAAACACGAAGACCUGCCUCGCGUGCAACAACACUCCUUCCAAGCAAUCCAUGUCUCGUAUAUAACGCACUCUUCGAGACACUUCAGCCUCACAGGGAAAGAUGAGCGGCUCAGGCUCGGGUCGCAAGGCCUCAAAUCCGUCGACUCCCAGCGGGCAUUUUGCGUCGCAAUUGUCUUCUUCUCCGCGCUCCUUCGCCAGCCGCAGCUAUGGCGCGACCGAUGCUCGAUCUGAUGCCACGGCUCGCCUCGCGACCCCCGUGCCAGGCAGCUACCUAGGCUCGACACCGCCGCGUGGGCGGCCGACCAGCCAGACCGACGCGACAAACUCUCGCCGCAACAGCCCGUUGCCGGGUGCGGGCCAGAAGGUGCAGGGUCCUGGCGUGUCUGCGCUGGCUGCUGCACUGGCGGUGCCCGAGUCUGGUUCCACACCUCGCCUGGGCACCCCUCCGGUCCGCACAUCCUCGCCUGCGGCUUCAACAGGCCAGGGCCCCGAUGUGCAGACCAACUUUGGCUCCUUCGACGCCUUGUCUCGGACCGCGCAAAGUGGCGGCUAUGGCGCCUACGAGGACCCCGAGAUCAUCAAGCGCCAUCUCGUGCGACCCAAUGAUGCCUCGGACACGGCCUCCAACAACGGCGAAGCCACAAAGGGCAAGCAGGGCGACGUUGUGGCAGACGACGACGACGAGUUUUCGAGUCUGAGGCUACAAGGCGGUGAUAUUACGCGCCAGAUAUACCGCUGGACUGAAGAGGCGGACAGUCGCAAUCGCAUGCAGCGCAGCAAGAGCUUCAGCGCUGCCCGUGAAGAACCUGAGAAUGAGGUUCUCGACAUCAACUCUAUCCGGGCGCCAGGCGGCUUUCGAAGGAACUACCUGCGCAGGACUGCUCGGAGCCCUUCUACAAACCCCCAGCAUCUCGAAUCAGGUGCUAAUGCCCCCAGUCCGGGCCACGGCGCCCAACCCCAGCUCUUUACCAACAGCUUCCUCGAGUUCUUGACCUUAUAUGGCCACUUUGCUGGUGAGGAGCUGGAAGAGGACGACGAAGAUCUGCUACCUGGCGAGUACUUUGGCUCCAGCACCGACGAUAGCGACGCCUACGACAGCGAUGACAGCAGAGAGCCAAUGGAGGACAGUGCGCUCCUGACCCCUUCAAGACGGAAGAGGAGAAGAAAGCCGAGACGCACGAGCGGCAACAACAGUCCGAUCAACAGCGCUUUGCUCCUCCUCAAGUCGUUUGUCGGCACCGGCGUGCUCUUCCUGCCACGUGCGUACUUGAACGGCGGCAUGGUCUUCGCAAACCUGAUCUUGCUCGCAGUGGCCGCCCUCAGCUACUACUGCUUCGUGCUCUUGGUUUCCACAAGACUGAAGGUCGAGGGUUCCUUUGGCGAUCUGGGCGGCAUUCUGUAUGGCAAAUGGUUGCGCAACGUCAUCUUGUCGUCCAUCGUCAUCAGCCAGAUUGGCUUCGUGGCAGCGUACAUCGUCUUCACCGCCGAAAAUCUGCAGGCAUUCAUCCUUGCUGUCUCCGACUGCACCACGUACAUCGGAGUACCUUGGCUGAUCCUGCUCCAGAUGAUCAUCUUCCUGCCCUUUUCUCUAUUUCGCGAUAUCGGCAAAUUGGGUUUCACGGCGCUGAUUGCAGAUGCAUUCAUCGUCCUUGGUCUCGCCUAUCUGUUUUACUAUGAUGUUCUGACCUUGAGCACCAAGGGUCUUGCAGACAUCAUCUACUUCAACAACAAAGACUGGACUUUGUUUAUCGGUACAGCCAUCUUCACCUUCGAGGGUAUUGGUCUUAUCAUUCCCAUCCAAGAGUCGAUGAAGACGCCAUCCAAGUUCCCAAAGGUCAUGUUCUACGUCAUGAUCAUCAUCACCGUUAUCUUCGUCACAAUGGGUGGUGUCUCUUACGCAGCUUACGGCUCCCACACAGAGACUGUGGUGCUGUUGAACCUGCCUCAAGACAGCAAGCUGGUCAAUGGAGUCCAGCUUCUGUACUCGCUCGCGAUUCUGCUAUCUACGCCCCUGCAGAUCUUCCCUGCCAUUAAGAUCACGGAGAAUGCUCUGUUCACGCGAAGUGGCAAGUACAAUCCGUACAUCAAGUGGCAGAAGAACAUCUAUCGCUUCUUUGUUGUGUUCUUGUGCGCCCUGAUCGCUUGGGGUGGUGCCGAUGAUCUGGACAAGUUCGUCGCUCUGGUCGGAAACUUUGCUUGCAUCCCGCUUGUCUUCAUCUACCCGCCUAUGCUCCACUACAAGGCCGUCGCCCGCAGCCGACUCUGGAAGGGUUCCGAUAUUGCCCUUGGCAUCUUUGGAGUCAUCGCCAUGGUCUACACCACCACCUUGACGGUCAUGAGCUGGGUUAACGGCAAUAGUGGUCCACCCCUUCCCAAAUAUUGCGACAGCCACGGCCAGUAACACUACCACUACCACGUGGCAAGCAUGAUAAGUCUGUGCAUGCAAACCACCCACAGCCAUAGCGUGUUUCGUUUCCCGAUGUCCUUUGGGUGCCUCUUUCGCAUGUUUGAUGCAUUGCUUCGCGGGGAUUCUCGUUUUGGAUAGAACCGGGCAGCUGGGCAGCCUUCGAAGCUGACCGUGUUGAGUAUAUCAGGGCUAGAUUGGACGAUUGGCAAGGCAUAUCAGGCGCUGGAAAACUCUUAGCAGUUAAUAUCCUAAAUUGAAACUUUGCCGCUUGUG
Microdochium trichocladiopsis is the source of this 2840-nucleotide messenger RNA. RefSeq names its product transmembrane amino acid transporter protein-domain-containing protein. NCBI's taxonomy places the organism in Eukaryota, Fungi, Ascomycota, Sordariomycetes, Xylariales, Microdochiaceae. The record is from RefSeq and is a predicted model, not a curated record. Bases 261 to 2561 code for a protein of 766 amino acids. Gene Ontology annotation, molecular function: amino acid transmembrane transporter activity. The transcript is spliced from 2 exons. Gene Ontology annotation, biological process: amino acid transmembrane transport.